Molecule: messenger RNA, 4726 nt
Organism: Triplophysa dalaica
Lineage: Eukaryota; Metazoa; Chordata; Actinopteri; Cypriniformes; Nemacheilidae
Gene: pcsk1
Product: proprotein convertase subtilisin/kexin type 1
Exons: 14
Coding region: 190-2487 (765 amino acids)
Biological process (GO): protein processing
Cellular component (GO): trans-Golgi network; Golgi membrane
Molecular function (GO): serine-type endopeptidase activity
Source: RefSeq, a predicted model, not a curated record
UUCAAUUACUCGCUCCCAGCGCAUCAGAAUUCAAUCUUCAUCCAAGAGAAGUCGUUUGGAGCUUGUCUGAAAUUGCGUAUACAUUCUCUCUAUUUAUUUAUUAAGUUAUUUCGAUUUCAUUUCUUAUUCGCGAGCGUACUGGUAGAACAGAUCGUGAACACGUUUUAAAGUGGUUGUAAUUGAUUUGAAAUGGAAGAAAGAUGUCGUCCAAUGCUACUGUACAGUGUUAUUGCUCUUCUCUGUGCGCCCGUGUCCUCAGUAGCGGACAGACAGUAUCUGAACGAAUGGGCUGUGGAGGUUCCCGGAGGAGUGAACGCUGCCAGAUCCAUCGCCGACGAACUGGGCUACAGAUUGGUCCGACAGAUCGGGGCUUUGGAAAACCAUUAUUUAUUCAAUCGACACAAUCACCCUAGCAGGACGAAAAGAAGUGCAGAACACAUCACCAAACGUCUUUCAGAGGAUGACAGGGUGUCGUGGGCCGAACAGCAGUAUGAGAAGCGGAGGGCCAAGCGUGCUCCGCUGGAGGCAGAAUGUAAGGACUGCUCGGUGGACAAACUAUUCGAUGACCCCAUGUGGAACCAGCAGUGGUACCUGCAAGACACACGGACGUCUCCUUCCCUCCCCAAACUGGACCUGCACGUGAUCCCAGUCUGGAAGAAGGGCAUCACCGGCAAAGGUGUGGUCAUCACGGUCCUCGACGACGGCUUGGAGUGGAACCACACCGACAUUUACCCCAACUACGAUCCUGCUGCCAGCUACGAUUUCAACGACAACGAUCCUGACCCGUUCCCCAGAUACGACUCCACCAACGAGAAUAAACAUGGCACCAGAUGCGCUGGCGAGAUCGCCAUGCAAGCGGACAACAACAAAUGUGGAGUCGGUGUGGCCUACAAUUCAAAAGUGGGAGGGAUUCGAAUGCUGGAUGGAAUCGUGACGGAUGCCAUUGAAGCUAGUUCUAUAGGCUUUAACCCCGACCACGUGGACAUCUACAGCGCCAGCUGGGGUCCUAAUGAUGACGGGAAGACCGUAGAAGGACCCGGUCGCCUGGCACAGAAAGCAUUUGAUUACGGCAUUCAGAAGGGGCGUGGCGGGAAAGGGUCUAUUUUCGUGUGGGCGUCUGGUAAUGGUGGGCGUCAGGGCGACAACUGUGAUUGUGACGGAUACACAGACAGCAUCUACACCAUCUCUAUCAGCAGUGCCUCCCAGCAGGGUCUCUCCCCGUGGUACGCUGAAAAAUGCUCCUCUACGCUGGCCACGGCCUACAGCAGCGGAGACUACACCGACCAGAGAAUAACUAGUGCGGAUUUGCACAACGAAUGCACAGAAACGCACACUGGCACAUCUGCAUCCGCCCCACUGGCUGCUGGGAUAUUUGCCCUUGCUUUAGAGCAAAACCCUGAUCUGACCUGGCGAGACCUGCAGCACUUGGUGGUCUGGACGUCUGAGUUCGACCCCCUGGCCAACAACCCAGGCUGGAAAAGAAACGGAGCUGGAUUGAUGGUCAACAGUCGUUUCGGGUUCGGUCUACUAAACGCCAAAGCCCUGGUGGAUCUGGCCGAUCCCAAAGUCUGGAAGCACGUUCCGGAAAAGAAGCAGUGCAUCGUCAGAGAUGAGACAUUCCAACCGAGACCAUUAAAGGCUGCAGGGGAAAUUGCCAUCGAGAUUCCAACCAAGGCCUGCGCAGGACAGGCGAACUCCAUCGUGUCUCUGGAACACGUGCAGGUAGAGGUCAGCAUCGAGUACACACGGAGAGGAGACCUUCACAUCACGCUCACAUCUCCAUCAGGCACCACCACAGUCCUGCUGGCUGAGCGAGAGCGGGACACAUCAUCCAACGGUUUCCGCAACUGGGCCUUUAUGUCCGUGCACAGCUGGGGAGAGAAUCCCACCGGCACUUGGACCCUGAAGAUCACAGAUAUGUCAGGCCGGCUUGAGAACGAAGGUCAGAUUCUCAGCUGGAAGUUGAUUUUGCAUGGCACAUCUGAGAAGCCAGAACACGGGAAGAAGACAAGAGUGUACGCGCCGUACAACGCAGUGCAGAAUGAUCGCAGGGGUUUGGAGCCCUUGGAAGACAUGAUAAAGGAGGUUCCCACUCCAGCCCAAAAACCUGAAAAUCCAAAUCCAUUGGCGUCAGACUACUUUCCUCCGAUCCCUUCCCCUAACCUUCCCGCAGAAUAUCCAUCUGAGGGCCCUGGCCUCUCCAAUGCCAAUAUGGCGCUCCUUCGCCUCCUCCAGUCGGCCUUCAACAGGCAGAGCCCUGUGAUCCCUCCUCACAUGUUGGCUGCUUCUCCCAAGGUCGUGCAACAUGAAAGGAUCCCUCCGCAGAAGCUGUACCAGGCCCUGGAUCAACUGAACCGGUACAGAGGUUCUGACAGCGGCUUGUUCAGUGACUACAGCGACAACUUCUAUAAAGUCCAGCCAUACAGGCACAGAGAUGACCGGCUGCUGCAAGCCCUCUUUGAUAUGCUUGGAGAUGACCAGCAGUAAGAUGGGUGGAAGGGGAGAAGGAGGAGGGUAAAGAGGCAUUUUGGGUGGGGGGACUGAAUGCAUCCUUGCUGAAAAGACCAGUGGAAAUUUCUAGAACUGCUGUUUACCGGAAAAAUCCAGCAUGUUGUUUUUGUUGUUAAGCUAGUCCAUUUGCAUGUUCUUGCUGGUUUGUAUGUUCAUGCUGGUUAUUUCUGUUUAGACUAAACAAUCUGUGUAUGUCAGUAACGCUUCUGAAACGUUUUAGCUGGUUAAGCGGAUCUGUUUCUUUGGUUAAACAGUCUGGCGGUCAUGAAACUGACCAGAGCGUAUAGGCAUCAGAAAUUUACUGGUCUUUUCAGCGGGAUGAAGAAAGGUUGUUAACUGGUCAGACGGUAAACAAGAGUGUGUGAGGAGAGUAGAGUUUGGUUCUCUUCCAGACAAGCUUGUUCUUAUCUGCACAUGUAGUUAUUGACUAUAAGCAUUCUAAGACCCGUGUCUGUCCGUGUGAGUGUUUGUAUAUGUGGUGAACAGCCAGCUGUAUUUGGCCCUCAGUUUUGAACCAGGUUACUUAAAAAAUCAUAGCUCCGCAGGUAUGCCAACCUGUAUCAUUGUCACAUGACUAAUCAUAAGACCAAUCCCGGCCUUUCAAACCUGUCUUGACUUUUUCGUAUGACGCCUUCACUGCCACAAACUGUUGCAUGCUAUCAAAACGUUUACAUUAUGAGAUAUAUUCUGUUAUAAGUGAUUGUAUAUUGUUUUUGAGACCGUAACAUCUCUCUCAAAUCAAUCUGUAGUUUGUGAAUUUAAAUAUUCAUUGAUUAUCGGUUGCUUGAGGUUAUAAACAGAAUUUACAAAGAAUAUGUUAGUUUUCCUACAGCAGGGCUUCCCAACCAGGUUUUUAUUGAACCAAACGGUUGAAAAAUGGAACUACAGAAGGUUAUGAAAUUAAAUUAACAAUGUAAAAAAAAUGUCCCAUUGGCUUUCCAUAGUAGGAAUAAAAAUUACUAUGGAAAGUCAAUGGGGGCAAAUUUUGAUGUGAAUUACUCCUUUAAAGUUGAAGCCACAUUCACAGUUAUGUGGCAGCAAAAAAGACAUAAAAAAUUACAAAGUGCACCUUAAAAAAAAAUUACAAAGUGCACCUUAUCUAAAAAAAAACAGAAGGCCUACAAUAAAAACUAAAUAGAGCAUUUUCCUCUGAUUAUUAAAAAAGGAGACAAAUGUUUAGCUAUUUAAAUGUUUUGAAGAAAAAUGAUUUAGUUUCUGCCAUGAAAGUACAGUGGGCACAGAAGAUCGCUGCUGUAUGCAACCUAAAUAAUGGUCAGCUAUGGGUGUUGUGUACUGAUACUAAUAAAAUCUUGGUAAAAAAAGCCUUAAGGCUAAAAUACACUACAAGACUUUUUCUCAGAUUUUGCCCAGCUUUCAGUCUAGACUUGUUGUAGAAAGUCUGUGCCAGUCUACAGAUUUGAUCAGUUUGUGUGUUUCUAUCUGAAACUUUCAAACAUUCUGCUCAUGUUUUCAUGUCUUGUAGUGUAUUCCAGCCAUGAGAUGUGCUUAACCCAUCAGAAAAGGAUCUAUUCGAGAAACAGAGAUGAGAUUUAGUAGACAAAAAAAUGGCUGGGAAUCCCUGUUUUUCCUUUGAGGAUUUAAUACCUGGUUCUAGUGCUGAGUGUUUAUACAUCACACUCAGGCUUACAGCGUUUAGAUGUUUAGAGCAUUCCCGUUCACUUAACUCCACAAUACAAUGCAACACACACCUGUGGAUCUUGAAUUUCUCUGCCCUUUAUUUGCACAACUUUUUACCAUGUACCUCUCUGCAGCUCUCUCCAGAUUUAUGCGCUUUAGAAAUGAUCUAAAUACAGUUAUCUCACAAAUAGUGCUUUAGAAAACACGAGUGAAUCGUGCACCCCAAACAAUGUCUAUGUAUCAACUGAUUUUGUAUGCUCAAAGAUUCAUAAAACAAAGAUAAAUGUUUAUUUUUCUAAGAAUACAUAGUCGUUUAUGAGAAUAAACAGGUAAUAUCUAUAUAGAAAUCGAAUAUAUUAUAGCAGCAUUUACCUCAUAAAAACCAAAUCACAUUUCCUACCUGUCUCUUAUUGUGUUGUUGUACCUUUAACCUGAAAUGUCUCAGAUUUCCAAUAAACACGCAGCUGUUGUGAUGAUGCUCUGAAAGGGACUGUCUGUGAUUUGCAUUGUAAACAAGCUCCAUUCUCUUUGAGACCUUUCAUAAUUCAAGCAUUAUUAAAUUAAAGUUGAAAAAUCA